Messenger RNA from Elaeis guineensis (African oil palm), 3120 nucleotides. RefSeq lists its product as uncharacterized. Gene Ontology annotation, biological process: RNA processing. The record is from RefSeq and is a predicted model, not a curated record. Gene Ontology annotation, cellular component: nucleus. Lineage: Eukaryota; Viridiplantae; Streptophyta; Magnoliopsida; Arecales; Arecaceae. Gene Ontology annotation, molecular function: RNA binding; protein binding.
AACCAAACGGGUCCAUAGGGGAAAAAAAGCCGGGAAAGCAGGGGCACUUUUGUCGCACGAAGCUUAAACCCCGAACCCCCGUCUUGCUUCGGCGAGCGAAGGCGAAAGUGUUUUCGGUGCCAGCCUCGGAGACAAGCCUUGUAUCGUAGCCAUGGAAGAAGACCGAGCGGAAGCCGGAGCUGCGGCAAUAGAGGAAACCCUAGUGGAGGAGCCCCCCCGGCGGCGCCAGAGAUGGAGGCGGAGCCGCCUCGGAGGCCGAGGGCAAGAACCCUAGCUCCUCUUCCGAUUCCGAGUCCGAUGACGAAGCCGCGGAGGGCCUCCAGAUCGAAACCCUAGAGGCCGCGCUCGCCGAGAAUCCCUCGAACUACGAAGCUCACGUCCAGUAUAUUCAAUGCUUGAGGAAAUCUGGACAUGUUGAGAAGCUAAGACAAGCAAGAAAUGCAAUGAAUGAGCGCUUUCCUCUAAGCCCGAAAAUGUGGCAGGAGUGGACGAAAGAUGAGAUUUCAUUAAGUGAAGGUUUGGAAGCAUUCACUGAAAUUGAGAAGCUGUAUGAACGUGGCGUGCAAGAAUAUUUGUCUGUCCCUCUAUGGUAUGAUUACAUUAAUUUUCUUCAAGAAAGCGAUCAAUCAGUGUCUCAGUGUUCGCCAUCUGGUAUCUCGAAGAUGAGAAAUUUAUUUGAGCGUGCUCUUACUGCUGCUGGGUUGCAUAUUGUCAAAGGCAGCAAGAUUUGGGAAGCAUACAGAGAAUUUGAGCAAGCUAUCCUUCUAACUAUUGAUGAUAAUAACAAUGAGGAGAAAGCAAAACAAGUUCAGCGAAUACGUGCUUUAUUCCAUCGCCAAUUAUCUGUUCCUUUGGUUGAUUUAAGAUCAACACUUAUGGAUUGCAAGUCUUGGGAAGGUGAACAAGGGAAUGUCAAUGACAUCAACUCUGAUUUUGAUGGGAUUCCCUCAAAUGUGAUAACUUCCCAUCAAAAGGCCAUUGAAAUGUACAAUGCUCGUAAGCAAUAUGAAGACCAAUUGUCUAAUCCUGAUACAUCUGAUACUGAUAGACUUCAACAGUUUAAGAACUACUUAAAGUUUGAGGAGUCUUCUGGUGACCCUGCUCGUGUUCAAAUUCUCUAUGAACGUGCUGUUGCAGAAUUUCCUAUAUCCAGUGAUCUAUGGCUGGGAUAUACCAGCUAUUUGGACAGAACCUUGAAGGUUCCUGAUCUUCUCAAAAGUGUUUAUUCUAGAGCCACGAGAAACUGCACAUGGGUUGGUGAACUUUGGGUCCGCUACUUGCUUUCUUUGGAACGUAUUCAUGCUUCUGAGGAAGAGCUGAGUGCAGUCUUUGAGCAGUCUUUGCAAUGCAGGUUCCCAAGCUUCAAAGAGUAUUUGGAUCUGUUUCUCACACGAGUUGAUGGCUUGAGGAGGAGGAUGUCUAUAGCUGGUGCAAAAGAGGACGAGUUAGACUAUGCUCUAAUAAGGGACACAUUCCAGCGUGCUGUUGAGUACUUGUCUCCACAACUAGUUAGCUGUGAUGAUUUAUUGCAUUUGCAUGCAUACUGGGCUCGUUUGGAGGCUAAUCUUGGAAAAGACAUGCUUGCAGCUCGUGGGGUGUGGGAAAACUUGUUAAAGAAAAGUGGAUCAUUAUUGGAAGUUUGGCUGUCCUACAUAGAAAUGGAAACUGCAAUGGGUCACAUAAAUGAGGCAAGAUCCAUCUAUAAGAGAUGCUACAGUAAGAGGUUUCCCGGAACAGGUUCAGAGGAUAUAUGCCAUUCUUGGCUGCGGUUUGAAAGGGAAUAUGGUACUUUAGAUGAUCUUGAUCUUGCAGUUAAAAAGGUGACACCACGCCUUCAGGAGCUCAUGAUAUUCAAGACUCAACAGGAGCCCAAAAAAGAGUUGAUGCUGUCCUCUAAGAGAGAGAGUUCUGUUUCAACAAACACCCAGAAGAAGAGGAAAAUAUCCAAAAUGUCUAGUGAUAAGCAGCCUCCUGCAAAGAGAAAGAAAGAAAAUGCACCUAAACCUGCGGAAGCGUCUGAUGUAGAUCAAAUUAGAGCAACUGGUAAUGCCAAUGAUACAGGAGCAGUUGAUAAAGGUGAAGUAGCCACUUUACCCAAAGCUGCUGAAACCACCGCCACCAACAAGGAAGCUGUAGGAAAUUCGAAAAUCAUGGAUUCCAAGCCAAAGUUUUACAAUGAUCAAUGCACAGCCUUUAUUUCAAACCUCAGCCUUGAGGCAAGUGAGAAACAUCUACAAGAAUUCUUCAGUGACUGUGGUGGAGUGACUGCUGUAAGAUUGUUAAGGGACAAAUUCACCGGCAAAUCAAGGGGAUUGGCUUAUGUGGACUUUUCAGAUGAUGAACAUCUUGCAACAGCCAUUGCAAAGAACAAGCAGAAGUUACUAGGCAGGAAAUUAAGUAUUGCACGUUCAGAUCCCAAGCAAAGCCAUAAGAGGUCAUCUACUGGUAGUUCAUCCAAGGGACAUGGCCAAGGAGUACGAUUUAGAAAUGACCGUAACCGCUCAGUGGAGGUGUCUGAAGGAACAUUUGAGGAGAGGCGUGGAAAUAAUGUGAAACUCAUGGGAAAGAAUACCUUUGCUGCGCCCAGAGCUGUUGCAAAAUCCCAUGGAAGGAGUAUUAAGGAAGCAAAGAUGGAUGGAGAGACUGAAAAGCUGAAAUCAAAUGAUGAAUUUAGAGAUAUGCUUCUGAAGAAAUGAACAUUGUAUUUCUGAAAAUGGGUGAGCGAUAAGAGUGCAAAGGUAUCGUUGCAGAAGCUUUUGCAACCUUCUGGUAUCUUUUUCAAGGUAUGUGUGCAACUUUGCAUAUGCUAGUUUUCCCCAUUUGGCGUAUGUCAGGCAAAGAUGAAAUUGAUACAUCAAGAGAAAGGGAAGAGUAUGGAAAAAGAGCAAUAGAAACUCGGCAUUACUCUCUUCUAAUUUGCAAGCAUUUAGUUGUAUAUAACUUACAAACGCUGUAAAUGAAUGUGUGCACUUUUGUCCUAAGGUGUCGUUCUUUUCCAGACAUUGCCAACUAAUCAGAACCUUGUCCCUCUUUAUGUAAUGGAUGUUAUACUAGUUUGGAUUUGCAUGUUUUAUUGGUAAUCUUGUUAGCUUCUAUGCCUAAUUUCUCUUCUGCUGGCAA